This is a messenger RNA of Pieris napi, 1560 nucleotides long. RefSeq names its product runt-related transcription factor 1-like. The record is from RefSeq and is a predicted model, not a curated record. Gene Ontology annotation, molecular function: RNA polymerase II cis-regulatory region sequence-specific DNA binding; DNA-binding transcription factor activity, RNA polymerase II-specific; ATP binding. Bases 144 to 1412 code for a protein of 422 amino acids. Gene Ontology annotation, biological process: regulation of DNA-templated transcription. Lineage: Eukaryota; Metazoa; Arthropoda; Insecta; Lepidoptera; Pieridae. The transcript has 6 exons. Gene Ontology annotation, cellular component: nucleus.
GAAGCAGUAGGUAUAUACUACAAAAAAAUAACUUGCUAACUAGAUCUGUCAUCAGACAUCUGUUAAAGACUUCUGGAAGGUAUAAGUGUCUGAGGGCAAUAGCUACCACUAGGCAAAUUGUGGAGGGCAAAUGCGGGUGUAAGAUGCACCUACCAUACGAGUCGCGGGGUCGGCGCCGGCGCGAGAUGGCUGAAAGCGAGCCCUGGUGGCUGCAGUCCAUCAUUGAUGAGACCCUUGGAGAGCACCCUGAUCUUGUACGUACCGGCAGUCCGGACCUGAUGUGUUCCAUGUUACCCCAGCACUGGCGCUCCAACAAGACCUUGCCUGGAGGUUUCAAGGUCGUUGCCCUUGGGGAUAUCCUGGAUGGCACCCAAGUCACAGUAAGAGCUGGCAACGAUGAAAACUGUUCUGCAGAGUUGAGAAAUAACACGGCGGUCAUGAAGAAUAGAGUUGCAAAGUUCAAUGACCUAAGGUUCGUCGGGAGGAGUGGAAGAGGAAAAAGCUUCUCCUUGACAAUUAUGGUAUCAACAUCGCCACCACAAGUAGCAACAUACCAAAAAGCCAUCAAAGUGACAGUAGAUGGACCUCGGGAACCCCGCUCUAAAACUAGUACAAAUGCAUCACCUCACCAAAUAAGAGCGAUAGGGUUCCAACGGCCGUUCAUAGCAAGCACAUCAAUGUCCCUACGAGAUAUAGAAUACAAGACAUCACCCCGGCUGCGGUCGCUGUCGCAUGAGGAAAGAGAGUAUAAGACUAACGCCAAUUUACCACCUGAAGAAAAUGCUGGCAACAUUCUAGGCGCAAGUGAGUGGAAUACUGGCUACUCCUCCACCGCGUCAGUGUACCCAAGCUAUGCACCCCUGCAACCUCCUUAUUAUAAACCAGAUGCUGCCAUUCACAUACCUUCUGUUUUACCGGAAAUUCCUUUGGGUCACACUGACUACACUUGUUUUCAAGGCGGAAACAGUUACGUCAAAGGCAGUCCGAGUGGCACCGGGGGCAGUCUCACAGAUCUCAACAACAUGUCAACUCAACGCUACGACCCAAACUAUUACAACUCAUGGCCAAGCAACAGUUACAACUAUCAAUACAAUAACAUAAACAACAACCCGUCAUGCAUACAAUCCCAUACACCUUACAUCAACCCCAACCCUCAAAUGAUCCUUCCCAACCUCUAUUCCACAGUUAAUCAAAACCAAAUUCACGUACACUUACAUAGCUCUACUGAUAAAUACAAUCUAGAACAGUACAUACCGAGUGAAAUAAAAAUAAGUGAUAUAGACGGUGGUAUUUCCAUUACAACUGAACUCCCUGGUAGUGGGGAAGCCAGUGGCCUUGUGCAAACUUGCGAGAACGAUGACGUCAAACAUCAGCUUUAUGGCACUAAUCAAGAAGUGUGGCGACCAUAUUGACAGUACGCUUAUUAUGAUGAGAACAAUCAACAAUCUAUUGUACAUAUUGUGAUAUAAGUGUGUAUAUAGACUAAAUCAAUUAAUGUUAAACAUUAAUUAGAUUGUAUGUGUUAUGUAUUCUAAUUGUAUUAAAUUAACAUAUCACGUU